Messenger RNA from Ostrinia furnacalis (Asian corn borer), 1870 nucleotides. RefSeq names its product enolase. Lineage: Eukaryota; Metazoa; Arthropoda; Insecta; Lepidoptera; Crambidae. The transcript has 4 exons. The record is from RefSeq and is a predicted model, not a curated record. Gene Ontology annotation, biological process: glycolytic process. Gene Ontology annotation, cellular component: phosphopyruvate hydratase complex. Bases 81 to 1868 code for a protein of 595 amino acids. Gene Ontology annotation, molecular function: magnesium ion binding; phosphopyruvate hydratase activity; protein dimerization activity.
UGUGUGUCGCAUCCCACUGGUGUGUGGUAGAGUGCGGUAUUAAACAAUGCGGGUGUAGUACGAAAUAUUUUUGUGGCAAAAUGUUUGACAUGGAAAGUGGUGGGACAGUGCGGUGUCCCGCGAUGGAGGCGGCCGCGAGCGUGGCCCCCUUGGCCUCAGAUGGGUCUCCAUCCUCGGCCAACAGUUCAGACCUGUUUUUGUACGACGACUCCUCGAUGUCAGACGGCAGUUUGUACGCCAGCGAUCAAGAAAAUCACUCAAUUCCUAGAAAAAGGCCAGAAUGUCGGCGGUUGCACAAGCGUCGCUCCCGCUGCCCCCAGCAGCAAAUUCAGCAGCGCCAAGCCGCCAACUUGCGCGAGCGCCGGCGUAUGCAGUCCAUCAACGAUGCUUUCGAAGGCCUGCGCGCACACAUCCCAACGCUGCCAUACGAGAAGCGCCUGUCCAAAGUCGACACGCUCAAACUGGCCAUCGGGUACAUCAGCUUUUUGGGUGAACUGGUACGGGCUGACAGAGAUUCGCCGGAUUCAAUGCUGUCAGGAAUGGGAAAUGUAAAAAAUAAGGAAGAACAAAAGAAAGUUAUUAUAAGAGCGCGGCAAAUAUUCGACUCGACUGGGGUGCCGACGGUGGAAGUGGACAUGGUGACCGAGCUCGGGCUGUUCCGCGUCGGCGUGCCCUCCACCGACAACAAGAAGCUGGCCGAGGCCGUGCAGCUGCGCGACAACAACCCCGCCGAGUACCACGGCAUGGGCGUCAGCAACGCCGUCAAGAACAUCAACACCAUCAUCGCGCCCGAACUCAUCAAGCAAAACCUCGAAGUCACCAUGCAAAAAGAAAUCGACCAAUUCAUGAUCUCGCUCGACGGCACAGAAAACAAAUCCAGACUGGGCGCCAACGCUAUCAUGUGCGUCUCCCUCGUGGUGGCCAAAGCUGGAGCCGCCAAAAAAGGCGUCCCCCUGUACAGGCACAUCUCUGACAUGGCCGAAGUCACGACAAUCAUUCUUCCAGUCCCGCACUUCACGAUACUGACCGGCGGCGUCAUGGCUUCGAACGGUCUGCCCUUUCAAGAGUACUGCAUAAUGCCAACUGGAGCAUCUUCGUUUAUGGAUGCGAUGAAAAUCGGCACAGAAAUAUAUCGCUACGUCAAAAACAUAAUACGUUCCAAGUACAAAAUCGAAAAUAUCUAUGUCAGUGAUAGCGGCGGAUUCGCGAUACCUCUGGAGAGUCAUCGAGAUGCGCUCCUUUUCCUGACAGACGCGAUCAAGCAGUGCGGCUACGCAGGCAAAGCCGAGAUAGCUAUCAACGCUUCUGCAACCGAUAUGUUCAAAGACGGCGCCUACGAUUUAGAGUUCAAGAAUCCCAAUUCUAACCCGCAAGAAUAUAUGUCUUCGGAUAAACUUGCUGAAAUAUACCUGGAUAAUAUAAAGGAGUUUCCCGUGUGCUCAGUGGAAGACGGUUUUGAGUUCGAUGACUGGGCUGCGUGGUCUAAUUUGACUGCGCGUACGCAGAGUCAGGUGUUCGGGAACGAUUUGACUCAGACGAAUUUGAGGAGAGUGGGUUUGGCGGUGGAAAAGAAGGCGGGGAACGCCGUGGCGUUGCGUUUGAACCAGGCGGGUACGCUGAGUGAGGUGAUUGAGUGUUACAAGUUGUUGAAGGCGAACCAGUUCGGCAUAGUGGUGGUGGACCGGUGGGGGGACACGGAGGACCUGUUCUUGGCGGACCUGGUGGUGGGGCUCUCGGCAGGGCAGAUCAAGUGUGGGGCGCCCGCACGCAGCGAGCGCGUCGGCAAGUACAACCAGAUCCUCCGGAUUGAGGAGGAGUUGGGCGCGCUGUCUAAAUAUGCCGGGAAGAAUUAUCGUGGUCAGAUGUAAUU